Molecule: messenger RNA, 1532 nt
Organism: Macroventuria anomochaeta
Lineage: Eukaryota; Fungi; Ascomycota; Dothideomycetes; Pleosporales; Didymellaceae
Exons: 2
Coding region: 152-1186 (344 amino acids)
Source: RefSeq, a predicted model, not a curated record
UCGGAAUAAGAAAUCAGUCUUUCAUCCAACCUAAGCGGCCUGAUCUGAUAUAGGCGUCGGCGGCCUCUUCACGAACAUACGGUGCUGCAUUAACAAACAUUCCAAGAGGGCGAGGAGAAGUGGCCGGCUGACCAAGGAGACCAGUCUUGAAAUGGCUAGCCCAAGUCCUUCGGAAUGUCGCCCAUUCAUCACCAAAGUUUUCAACGAUGAAGUGGCGAGUGGUGACGUUCUGCCAGCACUUUACCAUUACAGUCAAGGCAACGGAGCACACAAGCGUCGCAGAGUCGGAGAUCCCACCAAAGACGUUCCUCACUUUCUAAGGACAGAGCUGUCCGUCGGGGACCUAGAUGGAAUCGUGAGGCACCUCUGGUUAGCUGGAUCGAGACGCCCACCAACACAGCUUCACCACCAAAUUGCCAUAGGUCGUCAAAUCGCUCUUGUGGAUCGUCUAGACCUGCACCUGAUAUGGGCUGACAAUGGAACCCUAUAUGUAAAAGCGCUGCCGCGCUUUAUUCUCGACCCGUCUUUCUGGAAGGAUCAUCUAGAAUGUUCUCCUGGCUGCAAAUGUCAGCUGCCUGGUCGAAAGUCUACCGCAAUGACGACGUGUAUAAAAGGGCCAAGGCAGGCUGCGCUCGGUCUGCUUUAUUCAUACAUCUGCCUAGUGUCUUCAGAAAGCGACUACUUUUUCGCUAAUGAGAAGCAUCUACUGCCUCUCGAGUCGGAUGGUUCUGCCAUUACAUGGAAAAAGUGGAAAGAGCUCGCAAGAGAGCUCCACAAGAACAUUCGGUUGCGCGACGUACAUUCUCGUUUCCAUCGCGGUGAGCUUCGCCUCUCGCGGCUGAACGCCAUCAACCGCAUAACGAACGUGUCUCUAUUUAUCUUUGCUGCCUUCGUGCUGACAGCCAUGCAAGUUGGGCUCGCGACGGAGAAACUAGGAAAGAAUGCAGACUUCCAGCGAGCAUCGUACGGGUUUACAGUCUUUUCACUUGUUGGGCCGAUAUGCUUCGUGGUGUUGAUGGCUCUGAUUGCCCUCUUCAACCUGCUCGUUGGCUUACCGGGUCUACUCUCCGACACUGACAAAGCAUUCACAGACACGCAAAUCGCUCAUGUGAACAACGCUGGUGCCAUGACUACAAAGACACAGAAGCAAGGACAUUUGACUUCAGCUACAUUGGACCCUGUAUGACUACCAAGAAUGAAUAUACACGCGACAUAGGGACUGGUGCAAGAACCAUAGACUCUCCAGGCUCAAAACAUCUGACGACACCUGUCGGGAUCUAGCCUUGUUAGAUGUCUCUACACUCAACAUUCACUCUUACAUUGACACCUGCCAGUUCUCAGUUGCUAACCCGUGCAACGUGCUGCAGAACCGCGCCAGGUCGCGAUGCCAUCAUCCCUGAUCCUUUGCCUUAUACACGGUCGGGUCGGGCCCGUCCCGAUAUGUAGUAUUCGUAGAAACGUACGAUGCGGAAGCGGGCGCAUUAAAAUUUAAUGCUGCAUGAAUUGAUUAUGGCACGCUACUUAGAUUACAC